ACCGGACUCAACAUCCGGGUAACCAGGGAGAAGCAAUCGACCCCUGUCUCAAUUCAUCCAAAUGCAGCCAAUCAAGUUACGCACCAUUGGUCAUGUGACACCAACACAGGUAGGACAGAUCAGCCAUGUCUACCAACGCGGGAGACGGUGCUUCUGAACAACUGCUUAAUCAUCUUUUAGAAAGAUUUCGCUCUCGACGCAUGGCUGAGUCUGAUCUCUCGAUUAGAACAUAUUCUGGGACGCAUGCCUCUGGACCUGGACUUCUUAGAGUUCACUUGCACACAAGAACUUGUGUUUUUAAAUGCUGUGUCCAGUCAAGUAACUGUUUGUCCAGCUAUUUUAGAUGCACUGACACAGCUACACAGUCUCAUCAACUUGGAAAAACACAAAAGGAAGCAACACAUUGCAGUUGUGCAGUUUGAGCAAGGACCAGCUGGGCGACAGCGGAUGACCAUAUCCUCAGACUACCUUAGCAAACUUCUGGAACUUAAUUUGUCUGUUCCGUGUAUUGCUAAACUCUUGGGGGUGUCCAGACGUACAGUAUACCGACGCAUGGCUGAGUCUGAUCUCUCAGUAAAGGCACUCUACAGCCCUAUGACAGAUGAAGAGUUAGAUGAGUGUGUGAGAGAGAUUAAAUCUAGGCAGCCUAACUCUGGAUAUCGCAUGAUGAAGGCCCUUCUGCAAGCCAGAGGACUGAGGGUGCAGUAUAACCGUGUCAGAGCAUCCAUGCACCGUGUUGACACAAUUAGUGUCAUAAAUCGAAUGCUCCAUGUAGGGUGUGUAGCUAGACGGACCUACUCAGUACCAGGACCCCAGUCUUUGAUGCACAUUGAUACGAACCAUAAAUUGAUUCGCUACAACAUUGUUGUCUUUGGAGGCAUUGAUGGGUUUUCUCGCAAGAUACUACAUCUUGGUGCAGCCUCAAACAACAUGGCCUCAACCACCCUGGCAUUCUUCCAGGAAUCUGUCGACAAGUUUGGUGUUCCUCUCAGGGUACGUGGAGAUCAAGGCGUGGAAAACGUUGACGUUGCACGCUUCAUGUUUACAGUCCGUGGCACUGGAAGGAGCAGCUUUAUAUCUGGCAAGAGUGUUCACAACCAACGCGGCUGUGGAGAGACCUGUGGACAGCUGUUCAUUGCAUCUAUUAUGAUGUCCUGCACUACCUUGAAGAAGAGGGCUUCCUCACCAUCGGCAAUCAAAUACACCUCUUCUGCUGCCACUUUGUUUUCCUCCCACGCCUGCAGGAUGACUUGGAUAUAUUCCGGAAUGGUUGGGACAACCAUCCGCUCAGAACAGAGAGCAACAUGACCCCCAACCAGCUGUGGGAGCUGGGUCGCAGACAUU
Eleginops maclovinus (Patagonian blennie) is the source of this 1344-nucleotide messenger RNA. RefSeq lists its product as uncharacterized. NCBI's taxonomy places the organism in Eukaryota, Metazoa, Chordata, Actinopteri, Perciformes, Eleginopidae. The record is from RefSeq and is a predicted model, not a curated record. The transcript is spliced from 6 exons. Bases 244 to 1308 code for a protein of 354 amino acids.